Didymodactylos carnosus is the source of this 972-nucleotide messenger RNA. The record is from the annotation of a GenBank genome assembly. Lineage: Eukaryota; Metazoa; Rotifera; Eurotatoria; Philodinida; Philodinidae.
AUGGAAUUGGAACACGGGCCGAUUUCAUCAAAUAAUCGCCCCCGUCCUUUACAAUAUGCUUUACCAACGAUUCAAUCGCUCAACAAUAAGUUAUGUUUUGAAAAAUUAAGUGAAGCCGAGUUUUGUUAUAAUGAAGUAGAACAACAUAUGAAGUUAAUUAAUUGUUCAAAUGUAUUUAUAUCAGAAGAUUGUACUGGUAUUAUUCCAAGAGUAGAAUACGAUGUAAAUAAAAAUUGUUUUACAGGCUUUGUUACCCCAAUGGUAAAUGAUGAACCAGUUCCACAAGCAUAUCGAUGUACAACAUUUGAACAAUUAGAACAUUUAUAUGGAACAGUAGUUAAAUCAACUUUAGUCAAUAUCUAUGUUGUACAACCAAUUACUAAUCUUACGACUUCAUCUAUUAUUUUAUUUGCCUAUGGCACAAAUAAUAAAAUCACAACAACCAAAAUCAGAAAUAGAUUAUUAUCAUCAACAUGUAAGUUAUUAAUGGGAUCAUAUCAAAUUUCAAUUAAACAUUUAUAUCAAUUGAUUGAAACAAAUAAUAAAUUAGAUCACAGUAUCACAAAAUGUGAUUUGAAUGUGAGAGAUAGAAUUGCACAAACAAUGGCUGAAUAUGUUAAAAUGAAAGAAGUAUUAAUGGAAAAUAGUUGUUUUAAUUUGAAUAAAUUAUCAGAAUCAAUCAAACAACAGUUAUCAGCGCAUACUUUAAACGAAACACAAUCAAUUAAUUUUAAUGAACCAGAAGCAGAUGAUAACGUUGAUACUCAAGAUGAAGAGGAAGACGAAUAUAGCUUAAAUAGCAACAGCAAUGAUGACGAAUCGUAUGACGGUGAUAUUGAAUCAAAUAUGAAUGAUCAUGAAAAUGAAAAAGACGACCGUAUUGAUGAUAAUGACAUAACACAAGAUUUCUUUGCAAAUGCACACUCGUCUAAAUAUACAGGUGAUUUUAUAAAUGUUGUUUUACAGUUUUAA